Symbiodinium natans is the source of this 624-nucleotide messenger RNA. NCBI's taxonomy places the organism in Eukaryota, Dinophyceae, Suessiales, Symbiodiniaceae. The record is from the annotation of a GenBank genome assembly.
AUGGCAGACCAACUGACGGAAGAGCAAAUCGAGGAGUUUCGUGAGGCAUUUGCCCUAUUCGCUGGCGACCGGACACCUGAGCAGGAGGCGGAGAUUAUGCAGUGGCAGGAGCACUGCAACGCCAUCCGCGCAGCGAAGGGUGAAGAGGAUCGAUCCGUUGAGGCUUUGCGCCGUUCCCUGGCGAGCGGUGGCCUUGCAGGAGUUGGAGAGGGCGACGAGCCAGUUCUGCUACCGCUGACGGCCUUCGAAGUGGAUCUCGAGGUGCUGGACCAGUCCGUGCUGGCCACCUACACACAAACCUUUGCCAAUCCGUCUCAUGAUUCACUGGAAGUGACCUAUUCCUUCCCAGUGCGACCGGCCGCCUCCAUCGCAGGCAUGCAGGCUGAGGUAGAUGGGCGACUGAUCGUGGGUCGUGUAGUGGAGAAGGCCGCUGCUCGCGAACAGUAUGAAGAGGCGCGGGCACAGCGGAAGGCCGUGACUCUUCUCGAGAAGGCCACUGGAGAUGUGAUGAGGCUGAGCAUCGGGCAGAUCUCGCCGGAAAGCCAGGUAGUGGUUCGGGUGCAGCUGAUCUGGGAGCUGAGUCAUCUCGGAGGCCGUCGCUCACAACGGGAUGCGUUUUUGUAA